AUGAGCAACUCCCUCGACAUACAUGACAUGCUCCAGACGGGGUUCUUCACCACGUCUAGAGCUAAGCAUGGCCAUUCUGCAUCCGUCGAUUCUUCGACUCGCCCUGGGCGCCUAUACGAGUCGACUGAGCCACCUGUAUCUCGUGUAGCGCCUCGCUACUACGACGACAUUCCCUAUCGGCGCCGCUCACUGCUGCCCCCGCCCACUGUCGAGGAUGAAGCUGAGUCAAUCGCGAAAGAAUUUGGCGGCCGCGUCGAAACUGUUGAGGAAGAAGAGCCCCAAUCAAGAGGAGAAGUUGACCAGCAGCCACUCAUGCUCGAAGUCCAUGAGUAUAACCCUGAACGCCGCUUUGUUAUUGUACCAGGAUCGGUCAAGCCGAGCACUUCAGAGAGUGCGUCUGAUGACAGCGCAUCUAGAGAAAAGCUUCGCCAGGAGAAGGAAAAGAAGAAGGAGAGGAAAAAAGCAUCUGCGUCUCCUUCACCUGAGGCAUAUACGCGAAGAACCAACGAACCUGAAAAGAAGGACUCCGAUCGCCUUGACGACGCUGCUCCAAGGCUAGAGAGACGUAAGAGCAGGCAAGAUUUGCCUCGGCUGGAGACAGACAUAGACGAGGACCGGGUACCAAGUCAUCACCGAAGCAAAUCUGCUGCUAGUGGCAUCCGUCCAGAAUUUUCUCAGUCGUAUCGCAAGUAUGGGGAGGACUAUCUUUCGCCGCAGGUAACAAAGCAUGGGUCGAGUGGUCGAGAUAAGACAUAUCAUGGAUAUGGCCAGCCGCCCACCCAGAGUAGCGUCAGUCUGGGAGAUUCAAAGGACAAGAGGCGGGACGACGACAAGUACCAUCGACGAAGCGCAACAGUGUCGGCAGAGAGGCCAAACUCAAGCUUCGAACCAUUCCGAAGACCUGCCUCGAACGACCGCGUCAACGGACCUCGGCCUCUAGAUGGUAACCGACCACCACGGGAUGAUUUGAGAGAAGGGACCUAUGCGGCCUACAAGCCAGCCCCCGUCGAAAACUUGAGAGCUCCGUCCCCAUCCAAGCUUAAAGACCAAAAUUCUCCGCGGGAUGAAGCCUUCAGUACGUCUUAUAGAAGAGAAAACCCCGUCAUCAUUGACGACGACCGCGCGUCCAUUGCAUCGUCGCGCAGAGGCGAUGCAAGCGGCCAAAACUCUCGCUCUCCGUCAAGAGUUCCUACCAUGCCCAUAGCGCCAGCCGAGCCGCCAGAGGACUGGGCACCGAACCGUCGGGUUUCCACUACCUUUCCAAUCAGCCGCGACAAGACUACACUAGAGAAUCGUACUCCCCCGACGAUUUAUCUUCCUUAUCCGGAUGAUGAUGAUGCCAUCGUUGCUUGGCCAGAGACAUCCGCAGAGGACGAUGAUAUGCGGCAGUCACAAACGAUCAGCGCGUCAUCCGUCUUGAUGCCACCCAUCCCUCAAGUUGACGACGAGCUUAUCGCACCGGAUGACAAGUCUAUUAGAUCACCGACCCCCAAAGAGCCAUCUGUGGUGACGAAGCCUUGGCAGCCUCCCCCCUUUGACCCUACCAAAUCUGGGGUACGUCCGGACCAAACAAUACCAGAAUGCAAGCGCACGGUGGCGGUGGCAGGCAAGAUGGAUUGGCUUACGCUUCCCCGGACGGAUUUCAACAUCUGCCCCGAUUGCUACGGUACCGUGUUUGCAGAAACCCAGUUUCGAACUCACUUUCACCCAGUGUUGCGGUCGACUAGUACCCCAAUUGCAUGCGAUUUCGGAUCAUCCCCGUGGUAUCGGAUCGCCUGGCUACUCACGCUGAAACACAAAGUGCCAGACCUGCAAUUGUUUCAUGCUCUGGCAAACGUCAUGAUGGAGUCUCGCGAUUAUCCGUGCCCCCUGGAACGAAAGGUAACCCGAGUCUGGUAUUCUGUCAAAGACCCCUACACGAGGCGGCCAGUGCCCGAGUUUGCGGUAUGCUACCAAUGCGCGAAGACGGUGGAGACCUUGUUUCCAAACCUCACCGGCGUUUUCAUCCCGCUCGAUUCUCGAGGCGAGCCCACACGAAACGUGUGCUCUCUUCACUUCACGCCCCAGAGAAAGCAGUUUGUACUCUUCUUUGACGCAUUUGAGACAACGUCCGACAAGGGCUAUGUGACCAACCGAAAGCCAGACAUCGGCGAUUUGUCCAUGAUGCUUACACGGCUGAGCACUCUGAAUGAGUGUCGCGAAGACCGCCGGGUGAGCGAUGGAUACUGGUACGUCAUGGAGUAUCUACCGGAUUUCACCGUUUGUGGAGAAUGCUACGAAGAUGUUGUUCGGCCUCAGCGCACAGAGGACAACGUGAUUGCUCAAAACUUUUACCAGAAGCCCACGAAGCUGCCUGUUGCAACUUGCCAGCUCUACUCUCCUAGGAUGAGAGAAGUUUUCAAGAGGGCCUGUAGGAAUAAGGACCCCGAAUAUCUUGAGGGGAAAGUUCGAGAGAGAUUGAAGAUUGAGAAGGACGUACACAACAAGUUUCUCGGUCUCGUCAAAGAUAAGCGCAAUACCGCAUGGACGGAUGAACAGAUUGACAAGCUGAGUAGGGAGUGGAGGAGAUGGGAAUAA
Molecule: messenger RNA, 2577 nt
Organism: Trichoderma breve
Lineage: Eukaryota; Fungi; Ascomycota; Sordariomycetes; Hypocreales; Hypocreaceae
Exons: 3
Coding region: 1-2577 (858 amino acids)
Source: RefSeq, a predicted model, not a curated record